Messenger RNA from Lecanosticta acicola, 2026 nucleotides. NCBI's taxonomy places the organism in Eukaryota, Fungi, Ascomycota, Dothideomycetes, Mycosphaerellales, Mycosphaerellaceae. The record is from the annotation of a GenBank genome assembly.
AUGGAAUGCACCUCUGGACCAGAAAUCGUCGAGGCAGCGAAAUCUCAUGAUGCUCAUAGACAACUGCAAAAACCAGAUUGGAAUGAGAAGAGUGCCGCCGCGACGAUGAUGACGGAAAAGCGAGAUCGUGGCAGCUUCGCGACGCUGACCCCAGCUGGAUCCGAGCGAGGAAGCAACACCGACCUCCACAUGGAUGGCGAGUCCAUCAUGCUCAAGCAGCUCGACGCGACGUAUUCCACGACAACAUAUGAUCAGGCGGAAAAUGGCUUGCUGUAUAGAGAAGGCCAGCUCGUCCUCCAGCCAGCGCCUUCGGCCGAUCCGCGAGACCCGCUCAACUUGUCGUUCAGAAGGAAAGUGAUCGCAUGUCUCUGUCUUUGCCUGUACGGCAGUUUCGCCUCCGCAGCAGAACUCAUCUUGGGUGCUAUGCUUCCCGUGUUUGCGCUGGAGUACGCCGGAAUAAAUCCCAAGUUGCUGUUACCUCUGACCAAGAGUGGAUUGCCUCCUGGAGAUCCGCUCAAGACUCUUUCAGGUGAGCAUCGAUGCUGGAGGACUUGGCUCAAUGUCUCGCUAAUGUUUUUGUCCUGCAGAGUUGCCUAACUCUCCACCAAUCUGGCACGUCUACUUGCUCGCCAGUCUCCCGGUGCUCAUGAUAGGCCUGAGCAACUUGGCCUUGAUCCCUCUGGCAAUCAGCAUCGGACGUCGACCUGUGAUUCUGAUCUGCGGAGUCAUCGCCCUCGUUGGAAUGAUUUGGGCAGGGCAUUCCCAAUCCCUCGGGAGCCAUAUCGCAGCCCGUGCGGUCCAAGCCAUCGGCGCAGGUACCAUUGAAUCGUUGAUUCCUUUCAUUAUACAGGACAUAGUCUUCGUUCAUCAGAGGAAUACUUGGAUCUCGAUGUUGUUUGCCUUGCAGGGCGGCAUCAUCAUCGCUCUGGGCAUCGCCUCUCCGUACAUCAUCAUCUAUCUCUCGUGGAGAUGGAUCUACUACAUCUGCGCGAUCACUGCUGCAGUCUUUCUCGUUGGCACUGCCAUAUUCCUUCCAGAGACCCGCUGGGAUAGGACAAAGGCCGAAAUGAGUAUAUCUCCUCAUAAAUGGCUGUGCGUGAGAACAUCAGCUAACUCCUAUUACCACAGACGGCGUUGCGAAGACCGGAGACCGUGCUGUGUACCAGCCUCGAACAUGGGCGUAUGACCUGGCCUUUUUCCAAGGAGGCCUGAGAUGGCGAGAGGGCUGGAACGCGUUUGUCGACACGCUGAGGACUUUCUUCUACCCGCAGAUGUUCUUCAUCACCAUGUUGAAUUCUGCUAUGAUAGCCUGUACAUUUGCCGCAGGCUACACCAUUUCGCCUGCUUUGCUGACUCAGCCAUGGAGCUGGCCCUUUUUGCACUUGGGCUUGUGUCUUCUGCCUCUGCUCGUGGCCGCCAUAUGCACUGGUGGAUUGACCGGCUACUUGGGCGACUUCAUCGCAAAUCUGGUGGCGCGUAAGAGGGGGAAGCGAGUGCCCGAGAACCAACUUCUGAACUUGAUUUUGCCAACCUUAUGCGCUGUCCUCGGAAGCGUGAUAUUUGGCCUCGCUGGAUCGCACCAAGAAGAUUAUCAUUGGAUGGUCUUUCUCACAGGUUUCGGACUGAUGGCGUUUGGAUUUCUCGGCGCGAACACGGUAAGCAUGCCUGCUCCGAAGCCGUGUCAUGUUGCGAACUUGGCUGAUCAUGUCUCAGGUCGGAGCGGUCUAUGUCUUAGAAUGUAAGUGUUGCGGAAGGCGCCUUCCAUUUCCAGACACUCGCUGACUUUCCUUCCCUAGGCUAUCCUCACCUCGCUGGCCCAGCGCUUGUGAACAUCGCAUCUUUCAGGUGUUUGAUAGCGUUUGUGCUGUCAUUCAAGGUCUCUGAAUGGGUCGCUGACCUCGGCUAUUUCCAUUCAAUGCUCAUUUACACUGGCUUGAUGGCCUUCUUCGCAGCUCUCAUACCGGUGGUGUGGUAUUUUGGAGCAAGUUGGAGGAGGCGUUGGCCAGCGGAUUCUUUCAGGCGUUGA